CUCUCACACUUCGACCCAUUCUGCAAGAAACCUAGAGCUUUUUCUGAACUUCGUCCAUCUCUCUCGCUCUCUCUCUGCGUUCAUCUUUUUCGAUCUCGAUAUCGAAGUUGUCGAUUCGCGUCCCCGGUGUUGGAUCGUUGUGUUCAAGCAGCAUCGUUGGUCGAUUCACUUUUGUUUCUUGUUCUCUCUGCGUUUUUCAUCUGCUUCGCACACUAGAAUUGGGAGCGAGCAUUUGUUACUUUAGCAGAUUCAUCACUUCCAUGAUUUGUUUACGGUGCUAUGGGGGACAGUCAGUACUCGUUUUCACUCACCACUUUUAGUCCAUCAGGGAAGCUGGUUCAGAUAGAACAUGCUCUAACAGCUGUGGGAUCUGGCCAAACAUCCCUCGGAAUCAAAGCCGCUAAUGGAGUUGUCAUUGCCACAGAGAAGAAACUGCCUUCUAUUUUGGUUGACGAAGCAUCUGUUCAAAAGAUUCAGCAUUUGACCCCAAACAUAGGAGUUGUCUACAGUGGCAUGGGUCCUGAUUUUCGAGUUCUGGUUCGGAAGAGUAGGAAGCAGGCUGAGCAGUAUCUCCGUUUGUACAAAGAACCCAUCCCUGUUACCCAACUUGUAAGGGAAACUGCUACUGUAAUGCAGGAGUUUACUCAAUCAGGUGGUGUUAGACCUUUCGGGGUUUCUCUUCUGGUGGCCGGCUACGACGACAAGGGUCCACAACUAUAUCAGGUGGAUCCGUCUGGCUCUUAUUUCUCUUGGAAAGCUUCAGCAAUGGGUAAAAACGUUUCCAAUGCAAAGACAUUUCUUGAGAAAAGGUACACAGAAGACAUGGAACUUGAUGAUGCCAUUCACACUGCAAUAUUGACGUUGAAGGAAGGCUUCGAGGGAGAGAUCUCAAGCAAGAACAUCGAGAUUGGAAAAAUCGGAGCAGACAAAGUUUUCAGGGUAUUGACACCAGCAGAAAUCGAUGAUUACUUAGCUGAAGUCGAGUGAAAACUUUCACAUAAGUCUUAUAAGAUAUGUUCCGGUUUACAUGUACCGGUUAAAACCGGUUUGGAUAUUGAAGCGUCUGAACCUCUGUUGUGUACUUUGGUAACUACUGGAUUUGAAUCUGAAUACCAUCUCUCUUUUCUCUGUCA
This is a messenger RNA of Tarenaya hassleriana, 1133 nucleotides long. RefSeq names its product proteasome subunit alpha type-2-A. Lineage: Eukaryota; Viridiplantae; Streptophyta; Magnoliopsida; Brassicales; Cleomaceae. The coding region runs from base 280 to 987 and encodes 235 amino acids. Gene Ontology annotation, biological process: ubiquitin-dependent protein catabolic process. The transcript has 14 exons. The record is from RefSeq and is a predicted model, not a curated record. Gene Ontology annotation, cellular component: proteasome core complex; proteasome core complex, alpha-subunit complex.